GGUUUUGACAAUCAUACCAGAAAUUCUUGCGAUGCGUUCUGUAAGGGCUUUUCGUUAUAGGCAUAGACAUUCAAUCUUUGUCUUGCGGGAAGGGACAGCUUAGAAAAGAGAAUGUCUGGUUUCAGGAUUUUAAAACAAAUUCCACUCGCUUUUCCUGCUUUUUCUUUGGCAAGUCCGUCCACUCGUAAAAUCCUCUCGCUUUAAGGGCAGGAGGUCGUAGAUCAAACUCUUUCUUUUGUUCAAGCGUCUAUGGCUUUAGAGAAAUUCCUACUGUUGUUGCGGUUAGUGGCUUAGUGAUUCCAGCAGGAAAGUGACUUUUAAGCUCAGUUGACUUCUAGUUCCAUGCUCUAGGGCAAGCAGAUUGUAAGCGAAGCUUGAUCGGUAGGGCAAGUUGCCCAAAAAAAAAGGCAAGGAAAUUCUGUAAGUGAAAGAAGCCGAGUUGAACAGAAGAUAGAGCCGGCACUUGAACCAGUACGGGAGCUAGAGGAGAGAGAGUUUGAGCCUGCGACUUCAAUUUCUCUUUUUUUAUGGUGUCUAACGGUAGUAAGCAAGUAAAGCCAUGAAGACAGCAGUUACAGGCGAGGGAUAUCAUAUCAAAGAGAAUUCCUUUAACGGCUAGGGCCUCGUGAUAGAGUCUCUUUUCCGAUCCAGUUCCAGUCUUGACGGUCUUGGCAAUUGAACUUUUCAUUUCCAGCCUUAACCGUCUUGUCAAUUUAACUUUCCAUCUCGACUCACGACUACUUGAAAGUCAAGGGGAUAAAUCAAUCUUCCGAUUUGACCUGCGGAGGGCACCAAAUAAAUCAAAAUUACACAAAGAAGCUAUCGGUGUCACCUCCAGUGGUGUGAAACCCAUCUUCCCAGCAGUUGCAGCCAUGGCAUCAUCAUCCUUCUUCUGUUUCUCUCGAAUUCCAGCCUGUCUUUCUCUCACUACCCUAAAAAGGCGUUCUCUCUCCUCUCGCUGCUCUCUUUUCGUCCAACCUCCUGAUGUGGCUCAGUUAGCAGAGAGUGCUCGAAUUUCACUUACCUCAAAUGAGAUUGAAGAGUUUGGUCCCAAAAUCAAACAAGUCAUAGACUGGUUUGGACAACUUCAAGCAGCUAAUCUUGAAAGCAUUGAACCUGCACUUCGAGCCGACAAAUACCGGAGGAAGUGACAAUACACGAGCAGAUGAACCUGAAAUUUUUGGAAACAGAGAGGCAAUGAUCGCAGCAGUUCCAAGCUACAGCGAGCCAUUUAUCAAAGUUCCCAAAGUCUUGAACAAGGAAUAAUUUUUUAUAGGGUGCUCUCACCCCAAAAAUCUUAGGGCUUCAUGUAGACCUGUCAUUCUUUUGCUGAUUUUCUAAGAAAUUUUACAUUACCUGCAAAAUUGCCAAAGAAUUUGUACAGACGGAUUGAUGAAAGUUUAUUUCACCCAUGGGUACCUGAUGCGGGACUUUAUUCAUAUGAAUAACACCAUAAAAUAUGAUUAAAGUGACUUAGAAACCCAUAUUAAUGUCAUUAAACUUGAAAGGGC
Messenger RNA from Amborella trichopoda, 1511 nucleotides. The record is from RefSeq and is a predicted model, not a curated record. NCBI's taxonomy places the organism in Eukaryota, Viridiplantae, Streptophyta, Magnoliopsida, Amborellales, Amborellaceae.